UGCGUAUACGAGGAGCGAGCUGACGACUGGCGUGGUGCCUCCGCCCCCCUUUCUUGUUGCACGGCAACAACAAACACUUGCUCCUGCAGACCAGAUCCCCGGAGGAGUGGGUGCUGGGCGGAGUCAGAGCAGUUCUUGAAGUUCAAGGAGGCGGGGGAGACCUGAGCUCACGCUUGCUGAGACAGAAGUCACAGCAGGAUUAUGCCCCUCAGGGCAAGAGGAAGAGUUCAGAAACUGCCGCUGUAACCCAAGAACAAAGUUGCAUGCAGAGCCAACCUAAGAGCUUCAAAAUCGGGAUUCCUUACUGAGAAAGGCAGGGGCCUUAGCAAUCCAAGAAGCUUAAAAUGUCAGCUGAAUCUUCCCCUUCAGUGACCUUAUACUGUGGUGGCAGGUGAAACCAGUAGAUGUAUAACAUAAACCAGUCAACAGAUACCAAGGAAGCAGCAGCCAUCAAGGCUAGAAGAAAUCGAGAAAAAGAGCGACAAAACCGAUUCUUCAAUGUGUGGAACCUAGUCAUGGGGGUAGAUGUCCAGGCCCUGAACAACCAGGUGGGAGACCAAAAGCAUCGGGAAGCAGCAGAAAGAAGCAAGGAGGCAGCUUAUGGUACCAGCCAGGUGCAGUAUGAUGUGGUAGUCCAGAUGUUAGAGAAGGAAGAGGCAGAUCGAACACGUCGGCUGGCCGAGAAAGUCCAGGAGUUUCGGGAGCAGAAGCAGCAGCGCAAGAACGGGCGUGAAUUUAGUCUUUGGGAUCCAAGCCAAGUCUGGAAGGGGCUUCCAACCUAUCUUAGUUACAGUAAUACCUAUCCUGGUCCAGCCAGCCUGCAGUACUUCUCUGGGGAAGACCUAGACAGGGACACACGGCUGAGAAUGCAGCAGGGGCAGUUCAGGUGCAACUUGGAAAGGCAGCAGCAGGAGCAACAGCAAGCCAAGGUUGAUGAGAAUUGUGCAGAUGCGCUCAGUAACCAGCUGCGCCUCGCCAUGGACGCGCAGGCCACCCAUCUGGCCAGGCUGGAGGAGUCCUGUCGCGUGGCCAUGAUGUGUGCCAUGGCCAAUGCCAACAAAGCGCAGGCAGCUGCGCAGGCUGGGCAUCAGCGCUGUGAGCGUCAGUGUGAACAGAAGGCCAACCUUGCAGAGAUCCAGCAUCAGAGCACGAGUGACCUACUGACUGAAAACCCCCAGGUCGCCCAACACCGUAUGGCUCCCUACUGGGUCCUGCCCUAUUGCUGGAAGGGCAUGACUCCACAGCAGCAAGCUGCCAUCAGGAAAGAGCAGGAAGUACAAUGCUCUAAGAAGCAAGCAUACCGUCAGGCUGAGAAAACAUUGGAUACUGAAUGGAAAAGCCAGACCAUGAGCUCAGCCCAGGCAGUGCUGGAGCUAGAAGAGCAGGAGAGGGAAUUGUGUGCUAUAUUUCAAAGGGGUCUAGGCUCUUUCAACCAGCAGCUGGCUAAUGAGCAAAAAGCCCAGCAGGAUUACCUGAAUUCAGUAAUCUACACCAAUCAACCUACAGCCCAGUAUCACCGGCAGUUUAACACCAGCAGCCACUAAGUUCAGGAUGUUUAUCUCUCCCUUCUCCUCCAUCAAGCUCACAGGUGGUUAGGAGUCAAAGAGAAAAAUGCUGCAUACUCCCACCUUCUAACCUAGGUAAUAAAGUUCUGCACUCAAAA
Molecule: messenger RNA, 1663 nt
Organism: Symphalangus syndactylus (siamang)
Lineage: Eukaryota; Metazoa; Chordata; Mammalia; Primates; Hylobatidae
Gene: RIBC1
Product: RIB43A domain with coiled-coils 1
Source: RefSeq, a predicted model, not a curated record